UACAAGUGUUUGUGUUUGCUGGCAUGACUCAAAUUUCAAAAAGUAUCUUGUUUAACCUUCCAGAAUUGUCCAAUUUCAGUAAACAAACACAGAUGACAGUUAAUUAGCCUAGCACUUGGCUGAGACACAAUAUAAAUGCCAAGCGAUAUACAACAAUAUCAUUUUCGAUUUCUGACACAAUGAAAACUGUUCUACUGCUAUUCGUUCUGCUCACUCUCGUAUACUCAAGCACUUCGACCGAGGCAAAGGUCAAUCUCAGCAAAUUGCAAAUUUGCCGGCGCAAAGUUCGAGCCAAUUGCAGACCAAAUGCCAAAAUAUGUGUACGCAUCGCACGUAGCAAUCUGUGUCAACUGAGGAGUUACAGUUGCAAACAAAGGUUGGCCGAUUGCAGGGCAGCAGCCAACAACAAUAAUUCGCUGGCCCCAGCAUUUUAUCAAAGAGUGAACAGAAAACUGUGCUCGAGCAACCGAAUCAAUCAAAGUUUGCCCUGUGCCAACACCAACACCAACAACAACAACUGGAAUACUGCAAUAAUUUAUGCAUGAAAUGUGAGCUGGGGGAAAUUUCAUAUAUGCUUCGCAUUUGCAUGUGUGCGAGAAACGGUAAAGUUGAUUGACUCAUAUCUUGAAUAAUUUAUGCCAUCAAAUAUAACAAAUAUAACAUUCUUGAUACUCUCAAAAAAAAGUUUGCCCUUGCUUAACAUAAAUUUCAUUGUCAACUAUGUUAGGCUAACAUGGCUGCCGGACAUAACAUAGAAAAUGUUCAUUAAAACAUUUCAGCCAAUGUUAUUUAACAGUUUGCAUAGUGAUUUCGAUUGUAAUUAUAAUUAUGAGCUUAUUUAUUAUAUAUUAAUAAUUAAAAAUCUUAAAUAA
Molecule: messenger RNA, 872 nt
Organism: Drosophila mojavensis
Lineage: Eukaryota; Metazoa; Arthropoda; Insecta; Diptera; Drosophilidae
Exons: 2
Coding region: 180-545 (121 amino acids)
Source: RefSeq, a predicted model, not a curated record